Messenger RNA from Microthlaspi erraticum, 954 nucleotides. The record is from the annotation of a GenBank genome assembly. Lineage: Eukaryota; Viridiplantae; Streptophyta; Magnoliopsida; Brassicales; Brassicaceae.
AUGCUUGUAAGGGCCUUAAAGUUCAGGAAAGCGUUUGAGUACUUGUCAGUUUAUGACCUAAACUAUAAGUCAUUACCAUCUGAAGAAGAAUGGAACCGUGGAGAGAAACUCUGUGAAUUCCUAAAGCCUUUCUAUGUCAUCACCAAUCUGUUUUCAGGUUCAAAGUAUCCUACUUCCAACGUUUAUUUUACACAAGUUUGGAGGAUUCAACUACUACUAAUGAAGUUUUCCAGUUGUGAUGAUGCUGCUUUGGCUGAUAUGGCUGAGAGAAUGCAAGUGAAGUUUGACAAGUAUUGGGAAGAUUACAGCCUUGUUUUGGCCAUGGGAGCUGUUUUAGAUCCUAGAAUGAAGUUGUAUUUGCUUGAGAAAGCUUAUGAAGCAGUGGAUCCUCUUACUGCAAAGGUGAAAGUCAAAGAGCUUAAAGACAAUUUGAUUUUGCUCUACAAUGAUUAUGUUGCAAGAGCUCGUCCUAGUUCAAGAGUUACAACAAUACCAACUCCACAAGAGUUAAUCACUGAAUCUCCACUUGAAGAUGAUGACUUUGACAUUGAUAUUUUUGAUCUUGAAAGAAGCAUCGGAACUGGUGUGAGCAACACAAAGACACAUUUGGAUAUUUAUUUGGAGGAACCAAGACUUGAUAGAGCAUCUUUUCCAAGUUAUGAUGUCUUAGGCUAUUGGAAGGACAAUCAACAUCGAUUUGGUGAGUUAGCAAAGAUGGCUCGUGAUUUGCUGAGCAUACCAAUUACUACUGUAGCUUCAGAAUCUGCCUUCAGCAUUGGUUCUAGAGUAUUGACUCCAUAUAGAAACCGGUUACUUCCUGACAAUGUGCAAGCUCUACUUUGUACCCGAAAUUGGUUAAGAGGUUUUGCUGAAUCUGAAGAAGACGAAAACAACAAUCAACCUAAUGAAAAUGCUAUAAGCGGUUUAAGAGCAGGAGAAUCAAGCAUGCCAUGA